AAGAAAGACUGGGAGAGGGGCUACAAGAGGUGGGUUUUGGGGUGGGGGCGGUGUGGGUAUGCCGGGGUAAGAGGUUGGGGAUAGGGAGGACUCCCUGAGGCAGGAAGGGAGAGGGUGGGCAAGCGGAGGGGGCUAAAUGUAGUACUCCCUCCAAGGCCGCAGAGAUCCCGCUCCAGCCCCUGCUAACCAAAAGGUCGGCAGUUCAAAUCCAACGGCCGUUCCUUGGAAACCCUAUGGGGUAGUUCUACUCUGUCCCGUAGGGUCGCUAUGAGUCGGAAUCGACUCAACGGCAACGGUUCAGGUUUUUAGCAGGCAGGCUCUGUUAGUUCCCUCAGUGAUUCUAGGAAGGGCGUACUUUCCAUUAAGCCAGUUUUCCAGGAGCAGAAGCUGUACUUGCUGAGGCAGCACAGCCAGACGCUCCAAAAUCAAGCUGGAUUCUGAGCCCAGAACACAUGCUCUGCACUUCUACAACAACAAACUAAACCCAAGAAGAACAUCGAGGAGGAAGAGCUUGUCUCCAGCCGGAAAUGGAAAAGGCUCACAGAGGAGGGAGGUGAGUGUUUGUCUUGCCUCCACAGGCAGACUUCAACAGUCCCAGAUUGCUGGAAAUUCACCCCAGGAGGGGCCAAACCUGCUGUGAUGGAUGUCUUCAGCCAAGAAUGUGGGACACUGAAGGUCCUUGAUCCCUAGCCUUAGGGUCUCAACAUCAAUGAGGCAGUAGAUAGCUUCCAUUUUUUAGUUCACACACACACAAACAAAACUAAAAUGAAACUGCUGCUUGCAACCCUCUAAAAUGACCUCAUUACCCACAGGAACACCUGCAGUUUGAUGCUUCGUGAGGCUGAGAACCUGGAUUCACAAAAAGACAGCGCUGAACUACAGGAUGGGCAAUGGGGAAAGAAGCAAGGCAAGGGCUGCUCUGGGAAGUAGGGACAGUGUGGGAGCACAGGCCACUCCCAGUCAGUUGGGAUGGCAGAUGGUAUUUUCCCAAAAUGGCUACAGCAGUAUUUCUGGUCUUCCAGAACCUUCCACCCCCUCAAGACUCCCCCAUCUAUAUUCCUUCUGCUUGAACUUGGACGGGCUUGUGACUGCUCCAAUCAACAGAAUGUGGCAGAAGUGAUAUUAUCAGGUAAUUUCCAAGGCUGGGUAAUAAAAAGGAUUCAUUUUCUACUGGCUCUCUCUUAGAGCGCUCACUGCAGAACCCAGCCACCAUGUUGUGAGGAAGCCCCAGCGCACACGUGGAGACCUCCUGUGUGUGUUCUGGCUUCAGCCUAGCUAAAGUCGCAGCAACAGCCAGAAAGUUGAUUCCAGACCCUGCCUUUGAACCGCCUCUAUGGGUGAUGAGCAGAGCCAAGGUAAGCCGUUCCCACUGAGUCCUGACCAAACUGCAAAUUCACAAGCGAUCCAUUGUACUAAGUCAUUACAUUUUGGGGCAACUUGUGCAGUCCUAGUAACUGUAACUAUUACUUAAUAAGUACUCCCACCUGAGAGGUGAAUAAACUGAUACAGAGGGGUCUUGCCAGAGGCCCCUCCAGAUGGUAAGUGGCAGACAAUCUGACUCUGGAGGCCAGCAUUUAUUUUUAAUUUUUCAUCGAGAACAUUUUCAAACACACACUCAGGCCGUUUGACCAAGUGGGUCAAACUUUUUGGGCGAAAUGGCCAGUCAGUUUGUGGAUUAAUGUUUGCUCUGGGGUUUUUGCAGGAAAUGCAGAUGCCAUUUAUCUGGGUUUCUGAGCUACACAGCUUGAUACUGAACAAAAUAUUUUAAGCCAUACAAUAUGAGGAAAGAGCUCUUUUCUAAAAAUCUGAACUCGAAUCCAAUAUGAAAAACUGAGGUCCCUGUUGGGAGCCAGGAGCAUGGCAGCUGGGCACCCACACGAUUCAUCUCUGCAAUCCAUACUUAUAUGAAGAGAGAACAUACUGCUCAGUCGGUUUCUGACAGAUGAAAACCCUGUCUUGGCUAUCCUGAGCUAACCCUCCUCUUCUUGCCCUUCUGUGGAAGGAAUUUUUGUUAAUGCAUUUAUUUAAUUCAGUACUCACAGCUAGACUUCUAAGGCCAAUCAACGUGAUGUACCUAGCAUAUUGGAUCUUAGACAAAGUGUUAAACAAUAAUAAUUGUCCCACUGUGCUACCCAGCUGCACUGUCUCGCCUGCCAGACUCCCUCUGGGAGGCCCCUGCCUCUGAAGGAGGAGGCCCAUCUUGCCAGUGGAGUCCAGCAUGGGGCUGGUGACUGGUCAGACAUCACAAAGUCUUAGGGAUAGGCUAUAAAUAAAUCAUGGCUCCGUCCUUCCAACUGGAUGCUCCUCUCCAAGAACAAUAAGGGUCUGGUGGGCAAACAGGAAGCCCCUCAAGCUUAUCACAGUGGCCUCAGAAGCUAGGCUGCUGCAGGGUUCCUGAGGACUGAGCAGACCCAGCUACGGAGGCAUCAUUCCUCUCUGAGCUGGAUGGGAAGACCUGAGCCCACCUGAGUCCUCUGUCAUUACCCACAUUCUGCCCUCUACACAACUCUCCAGGGGUAGAAGAUUCCAGAAUCUUCUCUAUAGGAAAACAAGACCCAUCGCAAAACCUCUAUUCAAGAAGUUGCUAAAGUUGAGAGCAGAGAAAAAAGGACAAAUGAUGUGUAAAGAUGGGCGCUUGCUUAUGACAAAUCCUCAGUCUUCCAGGUGACUUGGAUCCUCAUGUCUAGGCGCCUAAAAAGAAAGGAAAGAAAGGCAAAGCCAAAGGCACUCCGAUUGUCGACGGGCUCGCUCCGGAAGACAUGAACAAGGAGCAGGUGGAGGACCAUAUCAACCGUAUCCGGGAGGAGCUGGAUCGGGAGCGUGAGGAGCGCAACUACUUCCAGCUGGAGCGGGACAAGAUCCAUACAUUCUGGGAGAUCACACGGCGGCAGCUGGAGGAGAAGAAAGCUGAGCUGCGCAACAAGGACCGGGAGAUGGAGGAGGCAGAGGAGCGGCACCAAGUGGAGAUCAAGGUCUACAAGCAGAAGGUGAAGCACCUGCUGUAUGAGCACCAGAACAACCUGACGGAGAUGAAGGCGGAGGGCACCGUGGUCAUGAAGCUGGCUCAGAAGGAGCACCGCACGCAGGAGGGUGCACUGCGUAAGGACAUGCGGGCACUGAAGGUGGAGCUCAAGGAGCAGGAGCUGGCCAAUGAGGUGGUGGUGAAGAGCUUGCGGCUGAAACACACCGAGGAGAUCACCAAGAUGCGCAGUGACUUUGAGAGGCAAGUUCGAGAAAUUGAGGCCAAGUAUGAUAAGAAGAUGAAGAUGCUGAGGGACGAGAUGGACCUGCGGAGAAAGACGGAGAUCCACGAGGUGGAGGAGAGGAAGAGUGGGCAGAUUCACACGCUGAUGGAGCGGCAUGAGGAGGCCUUCACCGACAUCAAGAACUACUACAAUGACAUCACCCUCAACAACCUGGCCCUCAUCAACUCACUCAAGGAGCAGAUGGAGGACAUGCGGAAGAAGGAGGACCACCUGGAGAAGGAAAUGAUGGAGGUGACCACGCAGAACAAGCGCCUGGCAGAGCCACUGCAGCGGGCGCGGGAGGAGAUGAGUGAGAUGCAGAGGAAGCUGACACACUAUGAGCGUGACAAGCAGAUCUUGAUGUGCACAAAAGCUCGCCUGAAGGUCACGGAGAAAGAGUUGAAAGACCUGCAGUGGGAGCAUGAGGUGCUGGAGCAGCGGUUCGUCAAGGUGCAGCAGGAGCGGGACCAGCUCUACCAGAAGUUCACGGCGGCCAUCCAGGAGGUGCAGCAGAAGACGGGCUUCAAGAACUUGGUCCUGGAGCGGAAGCUUAAGGCAUUGAGCACUGCCGUGGAGCAAAAAGAGGCGCAGCUCAACGAGGUCCUGGCCACCUCCAACCUGGACCCCGCGGCCCUGACCAUCGUGUCCCGGAAGCUUGAGGACAUGCUGGAAUCGAAAAACAGCACCAUCAAGGACCUUCAGUAUGAGCUGGCCCGUGUCUGCAAGGCGCACAACGACCUCCUGCGCACCUAUGAGGCGAAGCUCCUGGCCUUCGGGAUCCCCCUGGACAACGUGGGCUUCAGGCCCCUGGAGACAGCCAUCAUUGGGCAGACGCUGGGCCAGGGCCCUGCUGGGCUGGUGGCCACCCCCACAUAGCAGUCCAGGGCCCCUGUGUGGGCAUCCCCCCCAUACACUGAGGGAUCAUUUUUGGUUUUUAGAUUUUAUUGUUGGCAAAUGAAAGUUUUCCCCUUGGUCUGCAUGUCUCCUUGUCUGGCCUUUGUGAAGAAGCAGGACCAGGGCCCACCCAGCCUCACCCCACCCCCCGUAGCCUCCUCCCUCAUGCCCCCAUGCUCUGCCCUCCCCUAACCCUACCCAUCAGCCCAACGGGAAGGAUAGCUGGAGUUGCCAGCCUGACUUUAUUGACACCUGCUGAAACCUUGCGGGUGUUGGGGGGAAGCAGGCAGCUCAGAACCUUCUACAGUAAGUGGGGACCUACUCUGUGGCAGCCCCUCGUCAUGCAGCCCCUAGCUCCCACGGUAGGUGGUGUAGGACCAUGGACUCAGGAGCAGGGGCAUGUGGAACCUCUGCGUCUCAUUGGUGAUGGUGAAGACCACCUGAGAGGAAGUAGAGACCCCUGAGGGAAUGAGGCCCAGCACGGCCCCAAUGCCUAGCAGAACUGAGCUGAGGGGGGCAGGUCUUCUAGGAAGAAAGGGGUCCUAUGGGGUCUAUGACUCAAAAGAUGACUUGAAAAAGGUUGAUGCUUUGAGGGUGGCUUCCAGUGAAGGGAGAGGUGGCUCAGAUGACAACCUCAGCCUACAAAUGGCUGAGUCACACUAGCCUGGCCCCCCCAAAGCCUGACCCAGGGGCAGGCCGGGUACAGGCAUGACCUCAUAAAGCCUAAUGAAGCCACAAGUCCACAGAUCCUUCUAGGACCUCAAAGCAGGUGACUGCACCCAUCCCCACACCCAGGAGAGUGGGGGGUGGCACCAAUCUGCCCAUGUGUGGAUGGUGGCCGGCUGGGCCACCUCCCUCACCUCCACGUAGGGGUAGAAGCUCUCCUGCCCCUGCUUCCAGUAGCCCUCGGUGUCAAAGAACAGCUUGUAGGUGCCUCCCUUCAUCUGGCCUGGCUCCAGGAGCCCAGGGUAGCGGCCCUCUGUGUUGGUGUAGCUGCGGAGAGGACAGAGGGGACUGGACAAGGAGCUCUUGCCCGGCUCUUCCUGGGGUCUGCACUCCCACUGGUCCCAGCCUGCCUCAGCUGCAGACGGCCCUGGGCCUGGGUUCCUGGGGGAGCUCAGGGACACCGCUGUGCCACCUGGUUUAAUAUUAGAAAAGGCAGAACACAGAGUAGCAAAAAAGAACCUGACCUACUCCAACAGCAAUAAUCAUUUUAUAUUUGGUAUAUAUUUUUCCACCUUUCUCUGUACAUAAGAAUACGUUUGUCUAUAAACUUUUUAACAUAAAAUGGAUUGUACUAUUAUACUGUUUUAUAAUCUGUGUCUUUCACUUCGGAUAUUGUGUGUCACUUUCUAGAUGGCGAUGUUUCCAACAUCCGAGCAUUUGUGUCUGAGUGACAUGACCCCUUGUUGGGGCUC
Messenger RNA from Loxodonta africana (African savanna elephant), 5557 nucleotides. RefSeq names its product growth arrest specific 8 (gene GAS8). NCBI's taxonomy places the organism in Eukaryota, Metazoa, Chordata, Mammalia, Proboscidea, Elephantidae. Gene Ontology annotation, cellular component: microtubule; Golgi apparatus; motile cilium. Bases 2760 to 4121 code for a protein of 453 amino acids. Gene Ontology annotation, biological process: flagellated sperm motility. The record is from RefSeq and is a predicted model, not a curated record. Gene Ontology annotation, molecular function: microtubule binding; small GTPase binding. The transcript has 11 exons.